GCUGAGGCGUGCCGGCCCAAGUGUCCUGGUCGCCAGCGGCGCCAGCCCGAGCCCGCGCUGACGUCUCGUCUCCAGCGGCUCUGGGUGGCGGCGAGUUCCCCAAAGCGCGCGCGCUGCGGGGAGGCACAAGCCACCCCCAACCGCCACGGGCCGCCGCGACUCGACGCCCGCCGUGCAUCGCGGCUCCGCACCAGGCGAGAUUCUCGAUACUCGCCAUCCUGCGCAGAGCAUCCUGGCCGCUACGGCUCUCGCGUGCCUGCUCCCGCCCGCCCAUGCGCCCCCGGUAGCCCGCCACCAUGUCCCGCCCCAGCGCAGACGCCGCGUCGAUGCUGUCGUACACGGGCUCGACCAGAGGCCCCGGGCGCGGCUUCACCUUCUCGCUCGACAACUUCGCCAACCGCGACUUCAUCGUCAAGGACUUCGUCGAGGCCCUCUCCGACAGCGCCACCCCGGCCUCGCGCAAGUCGGCGCCCGGCGGCAGCCAGACGCACUUCGACCCCAAGCCGCUGAUCCGCGCCUUCGAGCACGCCCUGGGCCGCCUCAACAGCCUGUCCGAGGACCUCGAGGAGCGCGAGAACGAGCUCUCGGGCGCCGUGCGCCGCGCCGAGGCCCAGCACGGCGCCAACGCAGAGUCGCUGGGCCGGAAGCUCAACCAGGCCGUCGACCGCUUCGCCCGCCUCGACAACUCGCUCAACGGCAGCGGCGGCGACGACGCCUACGCCGACGCCGGCGGAAAUGUCGCCGUGCGCAUUGGCGAGAGGCUCGAGGAGCUGGACCGCCAGCUCAAGCGCUCCAACGACGCCAAGUUCCUGAUCCUCUGCUGGCAAGAGGUCAGCCAGCGCGGCACCCUGGAGACGCUCGAGGACGUGAAGCGCCGCAACGACAUCGUCGAGUGUGCCCGCAUAGCGCGCCAGCUGCUGAAGAUCAGCUCCCGCCUCGACCCAGACAGCACCCAGGGCGUCAACGGGAGCGCCGCAAACGGCGUCAAGAGGCGGCCAGGGCCGUCCAAGUACCCCACCAAAGAGAUCAUCGAGAAGUUUCUGGAGAACCUCGAGCAGGAUCUCCUGGCCAAGUUCGACGACUGCUUGAGACGCGCCAACUACGAAGGCAUGCGCGAGUGCGCAAUCACGCUCAAGGACUUCAACGACGGCUCCAGCGUCAUCGCCACAUACGUCAACCAGCAUUCCUUCUUCAUCGACCGGACUCAGCUGGUCACGGACGAGCUGGCCGAAGACACGGAGACAUGGGACCGCCUUCAGGAUCCAGACGCAGAGCCGCCUGGUGUGGAACCCAGCCUGCAGUCGCUGAUUGAUGAAGUCAAGAUUGUCGUGCAGGACGAGUCGGCCAUCAUCAAGCGAGCCUUUCCCUACUACGAGGAGGUCCUCAUCAGGUUCCUGCAGAGGAUCUUCCAGCAGUCCAUCCAACAACGGCUGGAGAUGGUGCUCGAGAAGGCGAAUGAGCUGUCGUCAUUGGCCUUCCUGCGCCAGCUGCAGGCUUCGAGGAGCUACAUCACCACGUUGGUAGACGACCUCAAGGCACACGGCCUGACCGAGGCGCCCGAGCCCGUGACGUCGCAGAUCGCUGCAACGUUAGACCAACAGUUGGAAGAGCUUUUCGUGCCCUACUUUGUUGGGUCAUCCUAUAUCGAAAGAGAAAAGAGGAAUCUGGAAGAGCUCUACUCCUCUCUGCUUCUCAAAUUCACCUCAUACCACGAACAGCGGCGGAGAAUGCCGACAUCGUACUUUGGCUCACUCGCCCAGCGAGGCAAAGAGUUUGCCGCCUCCGCGCGUGACGCAUACAUGGAGCGUCUCGACAGCGCAGAUCUGCCCACCACGCAGAAAGCCAUGUUGCUCAGGAUCGCCGGUCUCAAGGAAGACCAGAGCGACAAGAAGAACAUCGAGACCACAGAAGAAGACGGGAAGCUGUCGAUACCAGCCGCGAAGCGUAUGCUCAAGUGGCUCGCCGAGGGUGUGGGGCGAGGUUUGGAGCUCUCACCCACAAACGACACACCAAAGGACGUGCAGAAUCUGCACAACCUCCUGCUCACCCACGUGGGCGAGUACUACCUCGAAACCGCUCUUGAUGCCGCCUCCGACCACGCCGUCUCCCAAGAAAACAUGAAAACCCCGCCAGAUCUCACCCACCUCCCCUCCAUCCAAACCCUCACCAUAAUCCUGCACCUCCUCCAAACCACCAUCCGCACCAUCCUCCUCCCCCUCGCCACGCCCAACCUGACCAUCCGCCGCGAAAUUGAGAAAUCCGCAACAGCCACGAUGAACACCCUCGAAUCCAAGCUCUCCAACGUCCUCAACAUCACGCUGACGGCGACGCUCAACUGGGUCGCAAAGUGCCUCGCGCAGCAGAAGAAGACGGAUUUCCGGCCAAAGGACGACAUGGAUCUCAUGGCGGCGAGUUCCGAGACGCCCGCGUGCCAGGCGGUGUGCCAGUUCCUGACGCGCGUCGCGACACAAGCCACCGGCGCCCUCACAGGCCGCAAUCUCUCGCUAUUCCUGUCCGAGCUCGCGCUCGGCCUGCGCUCCCUCGUGCUCGGCCACCUGCUCAAAUUCACAGUCUCCCAGUUCGGCGGCAUCACCGUGUCCAAGGAUAUGACGCGGUACGCGGAUCUGAUCCGCACGUGGCCGACCGACCCCGAGGAUCUGGAGCCGGGCGCGAUGGAUGUGCUGGUUGAGGUCGGGCAGCUGUUCAUCAUCAAGGGGGAUGCGCUGAAGUAUAAGCUUAGUCUUGCGGGGGCGGAGAAGGGCGAGUUGAAGAAGUAUAUUCGGCAAAGGGAGGACGGGGGGAGUGUCGAGGUUGUGGCGGCGUUGGGAUCAUAGUCGGAUGGUACAAAGGUGGAGAAGGAGGGGGAGAUGGGACCCACGCGUGCGUUGGAGAUUUGUGUGCAUGCGAAAGGUAUACCACAAUACAUCAUGUACAUGCGCUACGUCCUCUGUCGCCUAGCUUUCUUGACUGUUUUUCGACCGGGACUGUACAUCACCUCCGCCGCGCAACCUUUCACGGUUAAAUGACUAUGCGCUUGACCUUGCGGAAUGGCGUUUACCAUGGACUUAUCCAAUGCGCCCUGCCCUCUUAGACAGUACAUCUAGAGCAGCAUUAGCAGACUGUGAUUCGGGAUGUAAUCUAUCGGAUUUGUAGAUUUGCGUCUGUAGACUAAGCGGGUCCAUUAUUUCGCCUCCAGGAGC
Messenger RNA from Paraphaeosphaeria sporulosa, 3200 nucleotides. Its product is annotated as exocyst complex component Sec10. Gene Ontology annotation, biological process: Golgi to plasma membrane transport; exocytosis. NCBI's taxonomy places the organism in Eukaryota, Fungi, Ascomycota, Dothideomycetes, Pleosporales, Didymosphaeriaceae. Gene Ontology annotation, cellular component: cytoplasm; exocyst. The transcript is spliced from 2 exons. The record is from RefSeq and is a predicted model, not a curated record. Bases 297 to 2834 code for a protein of 845 amino acids.